GCUCAAGCUGCUUUUGGUCUCUUGGAUUGGUCGGGCGAACCAAACAAAUUCUACACAGCUGAGUGGUGGUGCGGCUUGCAACGGAUCCAGCCUGGUUCGGCUUCUGGCACCCAAGCGCAAGAGUCGUGGCACCGCUGGAAGCUCAAGAAAUACCUCGGCCUUCGCUCCAGUUUGUCCACUUUUGCCAAGUCCUUGUCAGAUUUCACUAAAUCACGUCUUGUUGACCUUCGCGGUCAGGGCUCCUGCUUGGCAGACAUGCCUUCCGAACCGUUCCCUGACAAAACCGUGUUGCUGGAUUCAGAUUGUUUGACCCGGCAAGGGCGGCCUUCUGCUGAUCAAUACUUCCGGUUGCAAGCAUGGGACCGGUGUGGCGACGAUGAUGGAACUGUCUUCUUUUGCAUGCGCGGCACCUUGGCCACGUAUGAUCAUGAUUCCAAUGCUUGGUCGAAAGCCCCUGACAAUUCGGUGCGCAGUCCUUCCCCGGGUUUUGCCCGAGCUUUUGCUGAUCUUCUGCGGGCGAAAUCGGAGGACUCUUUGAUUUGA
This is a messenger RNA of Cladocopium goreaui, 543 nucleotides long. Lineage: Eukaryota; Dinophyceae; Suessiales; Symbiodiniaceae. The record is from the annotation of a GenBank genome assembly.